Messenger RNA from Seminavis robusta, 1026 nucleotides. The record is from the annotation of a GenBank genome assembly. NCBI's taxonomy places the organism in Eukaryota, Bacillariophyta, Bacillariophyceae, Naviculales, Naviculaceae.
AUGUCCGUCCUUGCCACUGCCGGUGGUACCUUUUUGUUUUAUCCGGCCAUUCUGGCGCUGUAUCACAAAGCCAUUGACCAUACCACAACGACUCUGCAGCAACCCGAUGACAGACAAAACCCACAAGAAAACACCAACGUCCUAUUAUCUCUGGUCAUUCCGGCAUACAAUGAACAAGAUCGGAUAACCGUCAUGCUCGACGAAUGCUACGAAUACUUUGGCAAACAACCCAAGUGCAAGGCGAUACAGACUCUCCUCCAAGCCUAUCAGCAGCAACAUCACGGGGGCAAAAAGAAGAGCCCACCCUCCAUUUUGGUCGAAUGGAUCGUCGUCAAUGAUGGCUCCAAUGACAACACUUGUCAAGUCGUUCAAGGAUACGUAGACAAAUUAGAAGACGACCAGCAGCCCUUUCUGUGGAAACUAGUCACGCUGCCCGUCAAUGAAGGCAAGGGCGCUGCCGUGCAGGUGGGCAUGACGGAAGCCACUGGAUUUUACCGUCUCAUGGUCGAUGCCGAUGGCGCCACCACAUUUGAGCAAGGUUUGGAAGCGGUUUCCAAAGCCAUGCUGGAAAGUAUUACCGAUCCCUCCAAAGAAGAAAAUGCAUCGCCCACCAUUAUCUUUGGAAGUCGAGCCGGCGAUGACGUCCAACGCACGGCGCUACGAGCAUUCCUCAUGCAUUCCUUCCUCUGGUUGCGAUCGUGUGUGGUGGGGACACCAUUGACUCUGCGAGACACGCAAUGUGGAUUUAAACUAUUCGACAAAUAUUCCGCCAUGCAACUCUUUUCCAAUCUGCACUUGCGUCGAUGGGCCUUUGAUAUUGAAUUGGUUUACGUCGCUCUUUGUAUGGGCAUGGCCAUUCAGGAAGUCACCGUGCCGUGGCAUGAAGUCGAUGGAUCCAAAUUGAAUACUGGAUUUUUGGCUCUCUUGAUGGUGUCCAUAGGGAUGCUACGAGAUAUGAUGUGUGUGCGAGCCUGUUAUGUACUGGGUAUUUGGACCAUUCAAGCAGUUGCCACGGGAAAACUAUAG